Heteronotia binoei (common prickly gecko) is the source of this 16177-nucleotide messenger RNA. RefSeq names its product biorientation of chromosomes in cell division 1 like 1 (gene BOD1L1). The transcript is spliced from 30 exons. Lineage: Eukaryota; Metazoa; Chordata; Lepidosauria; Squamata; Gekkonidae. Gene Ontology annotation, biological process: DNA recombination; DNA integration. Gene Ontology annotation, molecular function: DNA binding. The coding region runs from base 1 to 14922 and encodes 4973 amino acids. The record is from RefSeq and is a predicted model, not a curated record.
AUGUCGAGCAGCGGGAGCGCCGUCGCCGCCGCCCCCCCCGCGGCAGCCUCCCCGCCCGCCCAGCCGCCCCCGCCGCCCCCCCCUCCGCCCCCGCCGCCGCCCCCGCCGCUCCCCGGCCCCUCCUCCGGCCCCGCCGCUGCCGCCGCCGAGCCCGAGCUGGUCUCGCUCAUCCUCAACCGCCUCAAGAGCCAGGGCCUCUUCGACCAGUUCCGCCGCGACUGCCUGGCCGAUGUGGACACCAAGCCAGCGUAUCAGAACUUAAGGCAGCGGGUUGACAACUUUGUUUCCAACCACCUAGCAACUCACACAUGGAGUCCUCACCUGAACAAAAACCAGCUGCGGAAUAAUAUCAGGCAACAGGUUCUCAAAUCGGGAAUGUUAGAAUCUGGGAUUGACAGAAUAAUUUCUCAAGUUGUAGACCCAAAGAUCAAUCAUAUAUUCAGACCACAAGUGGAAAAAGCUGUCCACGAGUUCUUAGCCACAUUAAAUCAUAAAGAGGAAGCCAGUCCCAGCACAACACAACUUGAGGAGAAACCAGAUGCUUCUCUUACCAUGCCAGGAGUUUCUGUUGCCACUUCUAGUGCGGAUGUGGCUAGUGAUGCCAUGUCCAUUCUGGAAACCAUAACUUCUCUCAACCAAGAGGCCAGUGCUGCCAGGGCUUCCACAGAGGUCGUGACUUCCAAGGCCACUGACAGAACUUCAAGGAAACUGUCGUCUCAGCAGAGCGUAGAUGGUGGGAUUGAGCGAGAGCGAAAUGCUGACGAUAUGCUGGAUGGGGAGAAACCAUGUAACUCUGCCGAAGAAAGUGCAGAAAUUGUAACAAACGGGGAAGAGGUAAUUAACUUCUCUUCGAGUGAAGAAAGAAAAACUGUGCCAAAAGAAGCUCCAGGUUUGAUCAGCCCAAGCAAGGAUGUCGUGCAGGAAGGGGAUGAGCAGAAGAGCAGGCUGGCAGAGAGGAAGCCAGAGAGCUGUGAGAAAGAGAGGAAGAAAGAGAAAAAGGAAAAAACAGACAAGAAGCUGGACCACUUGAAAAAGAACGAUGACAUUCUGAAAGUGCGAGAAGAAAAGGUGACAAAGGAGAGAGAGACAGCUGGGGACAAAAACAGUAGUAAACACAAAGCAAGUGAGAGUACAAAAGACAUUUUGGAGGAAUCUGAUACAGAGAUACUCAGUGAUAUCACAGUUAGCUCUGUGCAUACUAGUGACCUUUCUUCCUUUGAAGAAGAAAGCGAAGAGGAACUUGUGCUUUCAGACAGCACAGAAGAAGGAGAGAUUAUUUCUGAUGAUGAAGAAGAGGACCACAGCCAGAUUAAAACAAGGCCGGAGGCCGGUGAACCCAAUGAUAAAAAAACAAAAUCUGGCCGACAUGCUUACGUCCACAAGCCUUACCUUUAUUCGAAAUACUAUAGCGAUUCUGAUGAUGAACGAACGGUAGAGCAGCGCCGCCAGUCAGUUGCUAAAGAAAAAGAAGAGAGACUUUUAAGGAGAAGACUUAACAGAGAAAAACUUGAAGAAAAGCGGAAGCAGAAAGCUGCGGAGAAAACAAAAACCUUGAGAACAGGCAUUCAAGGCAAAAGCAGUCAAAAUGUGGAAGAGUCUUCCAGCAGAGCCCUUGAUUCAAAAGCCAGCGGUGCCAGCAUUAAAGAUGUGCUGAAAGAACAGAGGUUUUUAGAGAAAAAGGUGGCAUUAAGCAGGAAAAGAAGAAGGGAGUCAAGACAUAAUGAUGAAGGUGGAAAGAAGAAAUAUGAACAGCAGGAGGAAGAGCUCAGAGAACCUCAGAAGACAAAUGAAAGUGGCGAAAAGCUGUCUUCGAAAGAAGUGAAAGCGAGUCAGGGCAAAACUGAAAUGAAUAAACUUGCUAGAAGACUUUCAGAGUCAGUUCAUUCAACUGAAGAGAGCAGAAAUGAUUCCAAAGUCGAAAGAGAACACAAAAGGAAAAUGUCUACCUGCCCUCAACUAGAUGCAGCCCAGCAUGAUACCGAAGUCAAGGAUCCAAAGGCUCCCAGUGAUAAGUCAGAGGCCAACCCAGAAGAACUUCAGAAGCAGAAAAAUGUACCAAAAAAUGAAAAACAUAUUAAAAAGGAAGAUUUGGAACCCCAGAAUUUCAAAAGUGUACUCAAGAAGGAUGCUAGGUCAUCAAAAGAGAAAAACGAAAAAGAAAGAACUCUUGCUGAAGACAAACCCUUAACAAAACAUAAAUAUAAAGGAGAUGGUGUUCAUAGAACAGGUGAUGAGGUAGAAAAUCUACCAACUGAGAAAGGUCCCAAAGCUGAGGAGAGCAUUCAAAAACAUAAUCAGCUAACAAAAACUCUAUCAGGUGAAAGGAAGAAUAAGCACAGAGGCGAAAAGAAAGCAUCGGCAAGCAACAAAGAAGUAAAGAUUGUGUCUGAAGCAGCUUCUAAAAAUGAGGAAAGCUCACAUAAAGAGAAUAACAAGAAAUACAGACAUAUUUCUACAGGAAAAUCAAGGGCAGAACAUAAGAUCAAAAGAUCAUCAAGUGAUUAUAGGCCACAGAAGGAGUCUCAGAGUACUACAUCUAAGCCACACGGUUCUGCAACAUCAAAGAGAAGUGAAAGUUAUGUAGAAGAUAAGGAUCGACAUGAUGCAGAAUCUGUUAGCCUGGACAGUGCUUUAAGACAGGGUGAUGGUAUUCACAAAGACAGGCGAAAAUCAAAAAGUAUCUUAGAAGGAAGGCUCUUGAUAAAGUCCAAAUCCAAGAGUCAUAGCAAACAAGCCAAAGGAGCAGAAAAUGAAUUACAAGAAAGAUGUUCCAAGCAAGAAUCUGGGCAGAAAUCAGAAAAAGAAAAGAAUGCAGAAGAAAGUGAUCUAGAUAAGCAUUUUAAAUCCAAAAGUGAAAGUAGAGUUUUGGAAGACAGUUCUAUGGGGUUGGAGCCUGCAAGUGGAGCACACGUAAUGAGUAGUUCACAAAAAGAUUCUAAUCACAGAGUUAAGCUGCAGUUGACAGAAAAAACGUCUACAAAAGAGAAGACUAAAAGUGAUAAGGAUUUAAGCAGUUCUCGGCUGGAAAGGAAAUUAUCAACAGAAAGUCAAAAAAUCAAAAGUUUGAAGCACAGUAGUAAGGAAAUGAGAAAAAGAGAGGAAGAGAGCAAACUGGAAGACAAAGGUGUUAAACAAGUGGACAGUCAUGGCAGGGUGCAAGAAAACAAUCAGUUUACAGAUAAAAAAGUUAGUAAAAGAUUAGCAGGGGAAAACAGAAAAGGAAGUUUGUCUUCCCAAGACAUGGAUAUGGGAGAAGAAAAAAUACCAGCAGUCAUACCUGCAGGUUGCUCUUUCCCAGCUUCUCAGAACACAGUCUGGACUGGUAGUCUUGCAUUGCAUUCUCAGCAAAACCAAGAGGCAAUGGAGAUUGAAUUGGAACAAACACUUGGCGAAUUGUCUCAUCAGACAUCUCAAGUGGAAGAAAAAGGCAGUGAUAAUUCACAAGAGACUGAAUUUAAAAAUGCAGCUGAAGACCGAAUGCAUCAUUCAGUGUUUGAGUGUAAUAAAUCAGGUCAUUCCAAAGAAAGGACAUCAGAACCUUCCCUUUCAAGUCACAUUAACUCCGAGCAAAAAGAUGAAAACAUUCCCCAAAAGGAAGAGGAUGGACUGAGAGAUAUAAAUGAUCACACUCUGAAGAAUCUGGAACCUACCGAGCAGUUGCCAGGUUGUGUGAUUCCUUUGGGUAAGACAGGUGAUCAGCUCUCACUUCCUUCUCACAAGGACAGUGAGAAGUUAAAAUCCCAAGAAGUGUCUGAGAGUUCUCCAGCACUGAGCACUCCUGGAAAUGUAAUUGAUCCGAGCAAAGAAAGCAGUUCUCCAACCAAGAGCUCCUCAAGAGAAGAGGGUAGCAAUCUUGCAGAAAUCACAAACACUUUGAGUAGUAUGUCUGAGGAGGAAUCUUUUACUUUAGAUACGCCUUGUAGUAAAGAUGCCAUUUCCGACAGUAAAAUAGAAGAUUCUGUUAAAAUGGAACAACAUGAUACUAUUGUACUUGGCAGUGAUGUGAAAGGAGGUGCAAUAAAUGACAAAAAUAUUGAAACCAAGGGUGAAGCUGCUUAUUUAAGUGGCGAACAAGUGGCUGAAGGUAAUACAGACCUUCAGGAGAGCACUGUGCAAGGAAGUGUAAGAACUGUAUUAACUGGUGUGACGCAGACUAACGAUCUGAAUGACCUGGUGAUCGUCGAUGAACGUGUCCAUACAGAUGAAUCUGAGUUAGCCAUCUUGGAGCAAGUAGAAAGAGACAGUCCAGGUGAAGGUUCUUCUGUAAGGAAAGACCAACAUGCUACAGUAUGCCAAGACAAAAUAAAGGAAAACCAUCGUACCAUAGCUGUAACAGAAUCCUCUUCAGGAUCAGUGCCCAGGAACAUUUCAGGAGGAGGAGGCAGUGGCAACGCAAGAAGAGCCACUGAAGAUAAAAAUGAAACCAGUGUUGUAGGCAGUAGCGUAGGAGGCAACACUUGUGGUAUCUGCCACAGCUUGGAGACUUCUGGUGCAACCAUUAUAGGAACUAGUACAGAAAGAAGUGCUGGAAGCAUGGCAACAGCUACGAGUACAGGAGAAAGCCAAGGGGAAGGAAGCUCAUCUGUAAAUAUGCAAAGGGAAGGCGAUGCCAUUAUUUCUUGCUCAGAAGAGAAAGGGAAGGCUACUUUGAUCUGUACAAGCAUCGAAGCAGAUGAAGGUUUCCACAUGGGCCCCUGGACCAAAAGCAAACAGAGGCCCCAUUUUGCAAGCAAAGAGGACUAUGGCGAGUGCACGGUCACUGCUGCUGAAGAAAGUGGUGUUGGUGUCACUGAAGGGCUUGCAGCGUGCGAAAGUUCCUUAACUAGUACAAAGGAGGAGGACAGUGAUGAAUGUGCUGCCAAUUAUGUAGAAGAAAGUGGUAAACAGCUAAGCAACAAAAGCAGCAUAGAACUGGAGCAAAACCUGGAUAAUGUUGAAACAGAAGAGAAAGAUGAUGCAGUUACCAGUGCAGGCUCUGAAGGGAGGCGCACGGCUUCCGCUUUCCACGGUACAAGCCAUUUUGACAGUUCCACUAUUGGCAUUAGUGAGGUGGAAGGUGAUGGGGCUGUCACCAGCGCAGGCACUGCAGAUAGGGAUGGCUCUCUACACGGUGAAAAUCAAGAUGAACUUCAAAUAAAUGCAAGCAGUGCGGGGCAAGUUAAAGCAGCUGAAGGCACGGUGACUUGUACAGGUGCGGCAGGAGGAAGCGUGGGCUUUGCUAUCUGCUCAGUCACAGGUACAGACUCUCAAGAAGACAGCGCUGUGACUGAAGCAUGUGCCGGAUUAGAGGCCAGUAAUACCGUGACUGGAACACAGGCUGACAAGAGCGAAGAUGUUGUGUAUGGUGAAAGUGCCGUCACCAGCACAGGCAUAACAGCAGAAGAUGACCCUGAAGCUGCAGCUGCUUGCACUGGCUUGGAGGACAGCAAUGAGGGUUUUUCAGUUUCUUUAGGCUUACAAGAAAACUAUGAGCAUGCUACAGAGAGUACGGAAGCCACAGCUGAAACAAACACUGCUGAGGUUAGCCGGGGCUCCUGUGACGAUGAAGGUUUUGUGACCAGUACUGGGGCUAAGGAGGAUGACGAAGAAGGUGAAGACUUUGUUACCAGCACAGGAAGAGGUAAUGAAGAAAUGGAUCAUUCCUUGGCCUGCACAGGAACCGAAGAAGCUGAAAGGUCAGCGCUUUGUGCUGGAGCUGCAGGAAGUGGAAGUUCCUCCAUCUGCCGAGCUACAGGCCGGCUUGGCACAGAGUUGGGGUUGCUGACCACAAAUGCAGGGAAAGGUACUGUGGACAGCAUGACUAGCUUAGGGGAAGAAACCAAAAGUGGCAGUUUCAACCACAGCACCAAGGGAAUAGUUGAAAGUAGCACCACUAGUAUUGGUUCAGGCAAUGAAAAUGUUAUAGGCUUCAUCACAGAAAAAGAGGAACAGUCUGCAGUUGCAGAGAAAUAUGAAUUUGGCAUGAUCGAUGCCAUCUCAGAUCAAAGUACAGGCCAACCUUCUGUUUUGGAAGAGAAGAAUGAGAAUGCCACAUCUUACUUAGACGAGAGAAAAUGUGAAGGCCUGAUCUUAAGAAUGGAAGAGGCCGUUCUUUCAGCUUCUGAAGAUGAUGAAGAUGAAGCAGAGACCAUCUCUACAAGUGUGGUCAAAGUAGGUCUUUCACCUCCACAUUGUUCUUCCAAGCACAUGGAGCAAACCUCUGCUGAAAGCUGUGAUAAGACCACAAGUUUAAGUGGAGAAGAAUUUGAGGCCCCUAUGCCUAGUACAACCAUUGACUCCUGUUUGAGUCAAGAUGGAACUGUUACACCAAAUAAGGUUUCCACAAGUCUGUUGGAAGAAUUUGAAGCCCCUAUGCCUAGUGCAACCACAGAAGAUGGUGAGAGUCAGUUUCCUACUGGAAGAGCCAGUGUGGAAAUGUGUGGCACUCCCAUGCCCAGUGCAUCCAGUGGAGAAGUUAACAAAAGCCAAGCAGCAGACCAGAGCCAGGAGGAAAGAGAUGAGUGCACUGUGAUUUCUACAAGCAUUAAUGAAGAGCUAGAGGUUCCUCUUUCACACACAGGCAGAGAAGAUUUGAUUCCGCCCUUUGCUCAUGCAGCCAUGAUCUCAACAAGCUCUGCAGAACAUCUGGGGAUUUCUAUGUCUCCUGCAACCACACAAGAAUCGAAUCCAGUUUCUGAAACCAAAGCAGGAGGAAGACUUGAGUCUUUUGCUAUUACUACCAGUACGACAGAAGGGGCAUUGAUGCUUGCAGAAAGAGAAGAGAAGGGUGAUGAUACCAUCGUCUGUCCAGAUGCAGCAGAGGAAGACAAAGCUAUUAAUCCUGGGGAUACCGCAGGCCAAGAGUUCCAGCUGACUAUUCAAAGCACAUUAAAAAGCAUCCAAGAUGCAGCAGUUUUUGCUGAAGAGGGGACAAAAGGUGAUACUCUUGGACAAAACAUAGCCAGCAUCAAACCUGAUGUGCAAUUGGUUCCUUUGCGUAUAGGGGAUCCAGAGGUCAUUGCAACAGUCCCUGCAAGGAUGGUGGAAGAAUGUGAUAGUGUCUCCAACAUCCCUCCCUUAGAGGACUCUCCAGUUGCUUUUGAAAACAUAGAAGGAGAUGAUGAAAGAAAUGCUGCAUGUGUCGAAGACGGCCAUUCCAUAUCUUCAGCCCCAAAAGAAAACAAAGACAUUUCAGUUGUGGUUUGUGAAGAAAGUCAAAGUUUCUGUCAGGAGGAACCUGAGAUUGCUUUGACAAGAGAAUCUGUGGCAUCCAGGAUCACAGAGGAAACCAAAAAAUCUGAAAUGCCUGCAGAUACAGGGGAAUCCAGUAGUGCAAGUGAAAACCUCCGUACAGAAAUGUGUUUGGAGUCCUCUGAUGAUGGGGCGCCAUCUGCUGAAACCAUCGUGCUUGUCCACAAAGAUGUGCUACAUAAUGAAGUCACCUCAAGCCCUUCUGAUAUCCACUUGGAACAAGAAACAGAAGACAGAAAAAUAGUAGUAGACAAUAUUAACCAGUAUUGCCCAGUAUUAAAAACUGACUUUUCUGGAAAAAGGGACCUCCCCAGGAGGGAAUAUUUGGCAGCAUUACCUGUUGAAUCGGUGAGCAAUUCUGAGAACAGAGCACUUGCUGAAGAAACAGGUCUGUGCACAGAGCAUCAUUUGGCCGAUGUUGAAGCCAAAGUGGAUGAUCCUCAUGAACUGGAAGCUGCUUCUCGAGACAGUGCAGGAUGUUGUUCUGACAAUGAAAAAAUGCUUCCCAUUGUGUCCAAAGAGCUGGAACUACAGUCUGACUUGAUGGCUGAAGAGCAGCUUCGUUGCAAGAGCCCGAUAAAAGAAAAUAAACAGAAAGAGGGGCUGCCAGAAGAGAUUCCCAAAGCCCUUGAGGCUUCAGAGACCAUCAUCAUAGCUGAAGCAGCGGCGCCUCCUGAAGAAAAGUCACUCGAGUUACAGGUAGAAAUACCUGAUCAGGAGGAAGAAACGCAAGACUGCCCUCCAGCUACGGGACAGGGCGACUCAGAUGAUGGCCCUGUGUCUCAGAUCGGGGGAGAGGAAGCUGAAGAGAGCCAGGGUUUCAAAGCCAAAGGAGAAGCCGAGGAAGUUGCUGCCAGAGAUUCAGGAAAGCUACCUGAAGGUGGUGUGGAAAUUCAGGGACCAUCAUCAGAUGCUAUAGAAGAAAAAGAUAAUACUGCUGGCAAAAUGGAUAUUUGUGAAAAAACAGAUCUGGAGUCCGGUUUAAAUCCCAUUGAGGUGAACCAGCAAGUAACAGUCAAACGGAAAAGAGGAAGACCUCGUAAAUAUCCCCUGCCAGACGUGGCGAUGUCAGCUGCUUCCAUGGCCUCUGCCCUACUGAAGCCUAAGCCCAACAAGACCAAGAAACAUGCCUCGGAUUCAACCUCUGAUCCGAAGGCCAAGAAGCACAAACGCCGCACGGAACAGCCCUCGGAUUUGACGGCCCCCAAACAACAGGCACUGCCAAAACCAUCAGUACUGGCCAAACUCUCGGUACCAUCUGAUUUCAUACCGGACAGCCACCCUUCGAAUCCGACAAUGUCAACCUUGAACCCGACAAUUCCAUCCCAAAUCAUCAACAUCCCCUCCAGGUCACCGUUGGUCCACAGCAAUCUACCAUCCGAUUUUCUCGAAUCCAACCCACAACAAGGCAUCGACCAACAUUCUCGGAUCCGACAGCAGCACACCCUGGGUCCCGCUUCCUUCACAGACAUGCACCCUCAAAAACGGCAGACCCAAAUUCUGAUGGAUCCUAGUUACCAGCAAGAACCGAGAGUUCAUCAUCCUAGGAUUCGAUGCUCCCGAUCUCCAUCACAACGCCAUUACUACAGGGAAUCCUCUCCACAUGAUUACAUACCCAGCAGGUACCAACAACGCUACCGCUCAUGUUCUCCAUCCUUCGACCAGUACAGACACAUAAGGUACUACAACUACAUCUCCAUACAUGACCAUCCAGGAUUCAGGGAUGCACCCCCGCAAAGACGGACAUCACCAUCAGCCAUCAUCACUAUGGCUCAGACUCAACCCACCCCAAUCUCAUUGGGGGACGACACCUCUACUGCAGCUGCUGCGACUGCUCCCAAGCCCCCACAGACGGCUGCACUACACUUCCAGCAGACAAUACCUGAAGCAACUUUGGAACAAUCUUCAUCUGCCCUGUCAUCUGACUCGGAGGACUCCUCAUCCUCUGCAGAAGACACCCACUCAGCGUCACAUGAAGCAGACAUUGCUAAACUUACAACUCUCUCCCCCUCCGAGGGAUCAAAAGCAUACCUGGAUCUUAUCUCCAACCUUGCUGAAGCCCUGAACAUCAAGUUGUCCAGCGAGACACCCAAGGUAUCAGACAUCAUUCAUGACAUAAUGCAGUCCUCUCUACCAGCGGGCUACCUACUACCGAUGCUUCCUGUGCACCUCGCGUUAGUGACCUCUGUAGCUCUCCGCUGUCAUGCCUGGCUACGCAGCACGUCCCUUCAACCGGACAUAAUCUUCAAGGUGGAAGACUUACCAUUCGACGAACCGGGCUUGUUCCACUCCUCUAUUGAUGAGAUCCUUACGUCCGUAGACUACAGUAGGAAGAGGACGUUGAAGCCGCACUCCACAAGAGCGAUGUCAACUUCAUCUGCCUUCAUGAAUGGCAUCCCACUGGAGGACAUCUGCGCUGCAGCAUCUUGGUCCUCCCCUGCCACCUUCAUCUCGCACUACGCCCUGGACAUACGUGCCACAAGGGAUACCUCCUUUGGACAGGCCCUCCUCCGAUCAUCAAAAGCACUCUGCGCGGGGACAAAAAGCACCAUACGGUGGGGGUUCUUUCGCCGCUGCUCCUCGUGCGGGAGUAAAAUCGCCCCUCCGGACGGGCACGAACUGUGUUUGCUGUGCCUGGGCGAGAGGCACCGUCCUGACUCCUGUCCUCAUUGCGCCAAGUUUUCGCGCCAAACGAGGAAGAACAGGGCAGCCCGACUUGCAGCGGCACUGAUGGAGCAGGCUCUUUCCCCUCGUCGCCAGCAGGCUGAGCAGGCGGAACAGCCCUCCGGUCAUUCCGACCAGUCGGCACCGAAGUCGGUCGACACCGACCAGACCCCUCCCGACACCGACCGCCCUAAGAAAAAGCCGGGCGAUGCGGUAACCUCGGAAUCCUCGACGCCAGCUAAACGGCGCAAGGAGGAGAAAGGGGCAUCAGCUGUAAAGGGGAAGAAGGACAAGAAACAGAGACACAAAUCGGCGCCGCUCUCCGCGCCGGUGUCUCCCGUGGACCCUACGGCUCCGAUAGUCCCUCCGCUGAAGCUCUUCGCGUCCCCGAUACGCCACUCCGACACUCCUUUAGACUCGAGGUCGACGCAGCUGGUCAUUUCGGACUCUGAUUCGGACAUAGAAUCGGGCCAGAGGGUCGGUACCGACCGCAGCCCUCUCGGCCGAAGCACCCCUCGACAGCGAAGCCCACUGGUCAGACCGAGUGAUCGGCCCCGAGACCGUUCAGCCAGCAGGUCACGAUCUCCUCUCGGCAAGGACGAAGGCCGAUCGCCUCGUGGAGCCCCGUCCCACGUCCCAUGGGACCAGAGACAAUGGCAGUAUUUGUAUGGGGCUUACCCAGUACAACCUCAUUACCCAUGGCUGCCGCCGCGACAACCCGAAUGGGACCAAGCUUCUGAGACAUCUUACCGGUCCCGCACGUCCUUUCGCACGGUGAAGACGGCCCCGUCGGCGUCGGUGUCGAAACCCCUAGAACCACGCACGAAGGAGCACGACUUCGCCCCACCGUUAAAGCCGAGGUCGACCCCGACAGCCCCAGCAUCCCCAUUGAAGCCGGUGCAGCCAUCGGACUUGUCCGACUCCCCGGACGAGUCUCCCAGGUCGCCGGGGGGUUCGUCUCCCGACGGAGGACCUUCGUCGCCGGACGAGCCAUCGCCACCGGGAAAGACCUUGGACGAACAGCCGAUCUCGCCAUCGGAGGACCUCAAGUCCUACGGCGACUUAGUAAAGCGGAUGGCUCAAACCCUCUCGCUCCCGACGGUCCAGCCACAACCGGUCGUUACCGAUACGGUUUUCGACAUCGUGCAACAGGACACUUCCACCGCUGUGGCACUGCCUCUGACCAAUGUUAUGUUGCAGACUGCCAAGUCCUCAUGGGACAAGCCGGCGUCCACGCCUGUGUCCUCUCGCAGGCUGGACCAUAUGUACAGGAUCCAGGAGUCAUCAGCAGAGUUCCUGUACGUGCACCCGAGACCGAACUCAGUGGUAGUGUCCUCUUCGUCAAAGGCGAAGAAGACCCAUUCCACGCCCCCCGAUAAGGAGGGUAGGAAACUGGAUGCAAUAGGAAGACGGCUUUACACCACAGGCUCACUGGGAGUCAAAGUUGCAAACUACGCAGCCUGUAUGGGCAGAUAUCAAUAUGCCCUAUGGGACCAGGUCUCCACCAUUCUUGGUUCCAUCCCGGAGCAGGCGAAGACCUCACUGAGAAAGCUGCAAAAGGAGGGCAUGGCCCUCGCAAAACAACAGCUGAACUCGGCAAAACACUCGGGGGACACGUGCGCCAAAACAUUGACCACUGCUAUCGCCCUCCGCAGACAUUCCUGGCUCCGUUCCACGGCACUGCAACACGACACGCAGGCCUAUGUGGAGGAUCUACCGUUCGAUGGCUCGGGAUUGUUUAGCUCAAACACGGACUCGGUCUUGCAAGAGUUAGACAAAAGUAUAAAGACAUCUCGGAACCUGGGAGUAACAAGCCCCCGCACUCCAGCCAAGAGACAGUGGCCAAAGACGUGGCACAAGAAGCCCUACUCAAAGUCGCCAGAGCGGCAAUGGCGCUCCAAGCAGCCAGCUUUUCCGCGGCCCCAGUACCAGCAGAAACCUAAUAUCCGGUUGGCACGUUUCCUCCCUGCCUGGGCCCGCAUCACGUCGGACCGCUGGGUGCUGUCAAUUAUUCAACAGGGCUAUGGGAUAGAGUUUACCAACCCCCCACCCACCCCGACUUUCGUUUACACCCCUCCUUCGCAAACCCUCCGGGAAGAAGUAUGCUCCCUCCUCGACAAGGCCGCGAUCGAGAGGGUCCCUACGCACCAGCUCCGGCGUGGCUUCUACUCCCGAUAUUUUGCAGUCCCGAAACGGGACGGGGGCCUUCGGCCAAUUAUGGACCUACGGGCCUUGAACCGAUUCGUAAGAUGCGACAAGUUCAGGAUGACAACCCUGCAGUAUAUCCUCCCGUUGCUGGGACAAGGGGACUGGAUGGCCACGCUCGAUCUAAAGGACGCAUAUUUUCAUAUAUCGAUUCAUCCCUUCCACAGACAGUUCCUCCGCUUCACAAUUGGAGAGGAGCACUUCCAAUACAGGGCUCUUCCCUUUGGGCUAUGCACGGCCCCUCGGGUGUUCACCAAGGCGAUGGUGGUGAUUGCCGCUCACUUGAGACAGCAAGGGGUAACACUCUUCCCGUACAUCGACGAUUGGCUCCUGGUGGCGGAGUCCAGGGAGUCCUUGCUGCGGCACAUAGAAAUCACCCUUGCCCUGGUGGAAGAACUGGGACUCCAAAUAAACCAGAAGAAGUCCCAUCUCCAGCCCGCGCAACGCGUGCAAUUCAUAGGGGCGAUAUUGGAUUCAAGGGAGUGCAAGGCAUUCCUCCCUCCAGACCGCGCGAAUGCCAUCGUGCGAACAGUAGCGGCUUUCCGGCAGAAUCCCGUGGUCUCAGCACGGAAGGUCCAGAGACUGUUAGGACUUAUGGCAGCCACCACGGCGGUGCUCCCCUUCGCAAGGCUGAGAAUGCGGACUCUACAGCUUUGGUUCUUGAGGAGCUUCAAAUGCAACCUGGAGCCGUACUCCAGACUCCUAACGGUACCGCCGGAGGUGCUGGAGUCCCUAAGCUGGUGGGGUCAGAAACAGUACCUAGUGGAGGGAGCCCCCUUCCACAAACCAGUACCAGUGCUAACGAUCACAACGGACGCAUCCCUAUGGGGCUGGGGUGCCCACAUGGGAGGAAUAUGUGUGGGGGACAGGUGGCCGAGUCGCUACAGUCAACAGCACAUCAACCUGCUGGAGCUCCUGGCCAUCUUCCACGCCAUCUUCUCCUUCCAGACUCUUCUGAAGGGAAAAGCAGUAGCGGUGUUGACCGACAACACCACAGCGGUGGCGUACGUCAACAGGCAAGGGGGGACGGUGUCCCGCAACCUCUGCAAAUUGGCCAUCUCGCUGUGGGAGCUGUGCAGAUCGCUGGGGGUCUCCCUACAAGCAGCCCACCUGCCGGGAGUGAACAAUGUGCAGGCAGAUUUCCUCAGUCGCGGAGGAGCCCUGUCUCACGAGUGGGAACUGAACUCAGAGUUCCUGGAUCCGGUCUUCCGCAGCUGGGGGACACCGGAGCUGGACGUGUUUGCUACGAGGCACAAUGCGAAGUGCGACCUGUUUUGCUGCAGAGGGGGAGCGGACCCCUUGGCCCUCGGGGACGGUCUCCUAAUCCCCUGGACCCACCAUACAGUGUAUCUGUUUCCGCCCAUCCCAUUGCUGACCAAGGUCGUGCAGAAACUUCUACGGGAGCGCCCACAGGGGAUCUUGGUGACGCCAUGGUGGCCGAGACAACACUGGUUCCCCUUGGUCCUACGACUGGCCAAGGGGAGGGCGCAGUUUGUCAUAAUGAACGCACGGAAGGCAUCUACGAGGAAGUCAUACGCAGCUAAGUGGGCGAAGUUUGCGGAGUUCGCGGCCAGUCGCUCCGUACCUCCCAGUAGAGCGGGACUGCCCGUGAUUUUUGACUUCCUGAUUGUGCUGCUGGACAAGGGCCUCGCCCAAUCGUCCGUGCGGGUUUACCUGGCGGCCAUUUCGGCACAACAUCAGAAUAUAGAGGGCCGGUCGGUUUUCACGCACCCGGACACAAAGCGGUUCCUCAAGGGCAUGACGAGACUGGUGGGGGAGCUGGCGGCGCUGCGCUGCGAUGCCCCCUACCUUAAUUUCUCAGCGGAUGGGGUGAUGCUCCGCCCUGACAUUAAGUUCCUACCGAAGGUGGUAUCCCCGUUUCACCUGAAUUCGGAAAUAUUUCUGCCGGUUUAUUUCCCGUUGCCGGCUAAUGACUCAGAACGGCGCCUUCACGCCCUGGAUGUUAAACGGGCGCUAUCUUUCUAUCUUCACCGCACAAGUCAGUCGCGGAGAGACCCCAGACUGUUUGUAUCGUACGCUGGACCCUCCACGGGCCUGCGGAUCUCCUCGCAGCGCUUGUCCAAAUGGAUUACGGGGGCGAUCCGCCUGUGCUACAUGCUCCACAAGAGGCCGCUGCCCGGCCCUCUACGGGCUCAUUCCACGCGAGCUAUGGCAGCAUCGGCUGCGUUCAUGAAGGGAGUGGCCCUGCAGGACAUCUGUAAAGCUGCCACAUGGGCAUCAGCUCACACCUUCGUGACACACUACGCGCUGGACCUGGGGCAGAGACGAGCUUCCGCUGAAGCUGAAGAAGGAAAGAUGGAGGUGGUGGUGCGUCGAAGAGGAAGGAAGCCCAAACGGCCUCUUGUUCCAGUGCUGGAAAUGGGAACAGACGCACCUGAGCCCGAGAGAAAGCGUCAGAGGCCUGCACCUGCUGUGGAAGAGGAAGCAAAAGACCAGGAGGAGGAGGGCAAGGAGAGCGGCAAUCAUGGAAACGAAGACAGUGCGGAUGGGGGCUGCGAGGAGAUGCAUUCAGGAGCCACAACCAGGGCAGCCUCCAGGUUAGAAGCCCAAAGACAGCAGCCCAGCAAACCAACAACCCGUGCUGCAUCUAAAAACCAAAGCCCCGAUCCGCGUUCACCUACAACUCACCAGACAUUUGCAGGGAAAAAGCGACUCACCCAUACAAAACUGAAUAAGUCUUCUCUCUUGGCUCUUUCAAAGUUGCAGCCCACCAAGCGUAAGACGGAAGGCAGCCCCUCAGCAUCACAGAAGAAGGGUUACCGGAGAACGGAGGAGAUGGCGGUCAAAAAGGCUAAGCGAUAGACAGCCUCACACCGAACGCAAACAGGAAAAGAAAGCAAGAAAAGGCCUUGUCUCUUUCUGUUUAAAACAAAACACACUCAAAAAGCCAAGAGGUUUUGCAUGUGCUCGUUUUCCCAGUAUGACAUAAUCAGUGCGGAACCCUUCCAUCACGUAUUUUAAACAGCUUUCUAAACUCUGUGUUUAUGCAGAAGAUUAUCUGCUCUGCAGACGUUUCUGUCUCAAGUGGAGAGUGUGAACAGUGACUUGCCAACGCUGAUGCUUCCAAUCCACUCAUCACCAGUGGCCUCUUAAUUGACACCUUUUGUACAUAAGUCAUGUAUAAAAAAAGUUGUAUUUUACACUUUAUUUAUUUAACAGCAAAGACUGCUCUGUGAACUUCGUUACAUUACCCUCCAUUCAUCAUUUUAACCAGAUUUUUAAAUGUUGUGCCGCUAUCAUGAGCGUUGAGUGGGACCUGGGUGCAAGGGGUACUUUCCAACAGAAUCCACAGACUGCUGUUGGGCAGCUGGCAAAGUAUUUUCUUGCAUGUAUUUGAGUCAAGUAGAUUAGAAGAAGAAAGAGCCCUCGGUCCCUUUCCUUGUCACGCCUGUAGUUUUCUGUAAAGUAGAAUUUAAGGUUGCAUUUCCAUUAUUGAGGCAGUGCACCCGAUUCACUAUGAAAUAUAUUCUCAUGUGUAAAUUUUAUCCCAGUAUCCAAGUAGGUAGAACGCACUUGAGGUAGCACUAGAUUCCUUCAGCCACAACAGGUCUGAAGUGAAAAUGACAUCUCUGUCUCAUUUUGAAGUUUCUAAUUGUUCUUUGCUCAGUAUUUUUCCUCCUCCUCCUCCUCAAUUGCAACAAGCUGCAGUUAAGAUCUCCCAUAGAAAACUUGAGGGCAGUUCUAGACUGCUGGGGAUGGGAAACCCGGAGUCUGGCCCAGUUGCUGCUGGGACCUUUUAGGAAACCGAAGUUUUACUCUUUAACACGAGCAGAUCUUCACGUUCGCUUUCAUGUAAAGCUUUUUUUUUAAUGUUAUUAUUACUGUUAAUCAAAAUUUGUCUCCUGCAAGGAUGUGAUAAGUUGCCAAAUAACCUGAGAUUAUUUUAAAAUGCUCAUAUUCAUAUGUUUUAUAACAAAAAUCAGCAUUCUGUGGGGGUUUUUUCCUCAUUUUUGUUUUCGUUGGGGGGUUUUAUUGUUGUAACGUGGAUUUUUUCUGUCAAAUAUUCUACUUUGUUUCUUACUGAAUUUUUAUAUAUAAAUUAUAAAACGUUUCCCAA